Lodderomyces theae is the source of this 354-nucleotide messenger RNA. It is a transcript of the gene RPP2A, whose product is annotated as ribosomal protein P2 alpha. Gene Ontology annotation, molecular function: structural constituent of ribosome. Gene Ontology annotation, biological process: cytoplasmic translational elongation. Gene Ontology annotation, cellular component: cytosolic large ribosomal subunit; ribosome. Bases 1 to 354 code for a protein of 117 amino acids. NCBI's taxonomy places the organism in Eukaryota, Fungi, Ascomycota, Pichiomycetes, Serinales, Debaryomycetaceae. The record is from RefSeq and is a predicted model, not a curated record. The transcript is spliced from 2 exons.
AUGGACAGCCGUUUCAUGAAAUACUUAGCUGCAUACUUAUUAUUGGUCAACGCCGGAAAAACCUCCCCAUCAGCCGAAGACAUCAAAUCAGUCUUGUCUGCUGCCGAUGUCGAAAUCGAAGAAGACAAGAUUGAAAAAUUGAUUUCCGAAUUGGACGGUAAAUCAGUUGAAGAAUUGAUUGCCGAAGGUAACGAGAAAUUGUCUAGUGUUCCAACCGGUGGUGCUGCUGCUGGUGGUGCUGGAGCUGCCGCUGGAGCUGCUGCUGGUGGAGCUGCUGAAGAAGCUGCCCCAGAAGCUGCUGAAGAAGAAAAGGAAGAAUCUGAUGAUGAUAUGGGAUUCGGUUUGUUCGAUUAA